AUGGGUUGCGGAAUGAGCACAGAGGAGAAGGAGGGCAAGGCCCGGAAUGAGGAGAUUGAGAACCAGCUCAAGCGCGACAAAAUGAUGCAGCGAAACGAGAUCAAGAUGCUUCUGCUCGGUGCUGGUGAAUCUGGAAAGUCCACCAUCCUCAAGCAGAUGAAGCUCAUUCACGAGGGAGGCUACUCGCGCGAUGAGCGGGAAUCCUUCAAGGAAAUCAUCUUCAGCAACACCGUUCAGUCAAUGCGUGUUAUCCUCGAGGCCAUGGAGUCUCUCGAGCUUCCUCUCGAGGACCAGCGCAUGGAGUACCACGUUCAGACCAUCUUCAUGCAACCCGCUCAGAUCGAAGGCGAUGUCCUGCCCCCUGAGGUUGGCAGCGCCAUCGAGGCUUUGUGGAAGGAUCGUGGUGUGCAAGAAUGUUUUAAGCGAUCUCGCGAGUACCAGCUUAACGACUCAGCCCGAUACUACUUCGACAACAUUGCUCGCAUCGCCGCUCCUGAUUACAUGCCAAACGACCAGGAUGUCCUCCGAUCUCGUGUCAAGACCACCGGUAUUACUGAGACCACAUUCAUCAUCGGUGACCUUACAUACAGAAUGUUCGACGUCGGUGGUCAAAGAUCCGAGCGAAAGAAGUGGAUUCACUGCUUCGAGAACGUCACCACCAUUCUUUUCCUGGUUGCCAUCUCCGAGUACGAUCAGCUCCUGUUUGAGGAUGAGACUGUCAACCGAAUGCAGGAGGCUCUUACUCUCUUCGAUUCCAUCUGCAACUCAAGGUGGUUCAUCAAGACAUCGAUCAUUCUGUUUCUCAACAAGAUCGAUCGUUUCAAGGAGAAGCUGCCUGUCAGCCCCAUGAAGAACUACUUCCCCGACUACGAGGGCGGUGACGACUAUGCCGCGGCUUGCGAUUACAUCCUCAACCGUUUCGUCAGUUUGAACCAACACGAGACCAAGCAGAUCUAUACCCAUUUCACCUGCGCAACCGAUACCACUCAGAUCCGCUUCGUCAUGGCGGCUGUCAACGAUAUCAUCAUCCAAGAGAACCUGCGUCUCUGUGGUCUCAUCUAA
Fusarium tjaetaba is the source of this 1062-nucleotide messenger RNA. RefSeq names its product guanine nucleotide-binding subunit alpha. The transcript is spliced from 4 exons. Gene Ontology annotation, molecular function: GTP binding; GTPase activity; G-protein beta/gamma-subunit complex binding. The record is from RefSeq and is a predicted model, not a curated record. The coding region runs from base 1 to 1062 and encodes 353 amino acids. Gene Ontology annotation, cellular component: heterotrimeric G-protein complex. Gene Ontology annotation, biological process: G protein-coupled receptor signaling pathway. Lineage: Eukaryota; Fungi; Ascomycota; Sordariomycetes; Hypocreales; Nectriaceae.